Molecule: messenger RNA, 1131 nt
Organism: Salvia splendens (bonfire salvia)
Lineage: Eukaryota; Viridiplantae; Streptophyta; Magnoliopsida; Lamiales; Lamiaceae
Product: GRF1-interacting factor 3
Exons: 4
Coding region: 222-842 (206 amino acids)
Source: RefSeq, a predicted model, not a curated record
UCAUAGUUCUAACGCAAUAAAUUCAAUUCUCAUAAUUUUCUUCUUUCUACCCUUGAUUAUGAUCGCACCAAAUAUUAUAUAGUAGAAGUAGUAGUACUAUUUCAGUAGUUCAAAUAGAGUUUGAUUUUGGAAAUCAUAGCUGAAUUCGGAGCAUUAUGGCUUAAAGUUUUGGGGGUUUUAGAAAUUCUCUGAAAUUUUGAACAAACGAAGCCAAAAACAAGAUGAGCAAAUUGCCGCCUCAGGGGAUGAACACGCCGCCGACGAUGCCCCUCAAUCUCGUCUCCACCGAGCAGAUUCAGAAGUAUUUGGACGAGAACAAAAACUUGAUAAUGGCGAUACUGGAAUGCCAGAAAUUGGGAAAAGUUGCUGACUGUGCUCAGUAUCAGGCCAUGCUUCAGAAAAACUUGAUGUAUUUAGCAGCAAUUGCUGAUGCCCAGCCUCCAGGAUCUUCGACACCCUCACAAUUGCAGAUGGCAACUAGCUCGAUGGCACCACGAGGAGAUGCACAUAUGCAGCAGAGUCAGGCAUCAACGGUGCAGCAGCAGCAGCAGCAGCAGCAGCAACAGCAACAACAACAGCAACCCAAGUUGCCUUUCCAGCUGAAUGCACUCCGCCCUCAAGAUCAGCAUAAUCAAAUGCUGCAGUUUCAGCAACAACUACAGAUGCAACAAGGCCCCUUCAAUCUUGCAGGGGGUGCUAAUAAUGGUUUGCAUAUGCUUAUGCACCCCGGCCAUGGUCAUGCCAAUAUGAUGGACUUGAGAGGAAACCACUCUGGCACCUUGGAGGCAAGUUCCGGCAACGCCCAAGGUAACUCUGGGUUGGGAUGUGAUGGCAGAGAAUGAUGGUUGUAUCAUCUGAUUUUGAACCUGAGCUAGAACACUGAAGAGAAAUCCGUUCUUUACCAAUCAAAACGAUUCUAGUAGUGUUCUCUGGGAGUCUUGCAGCAUUGCGUUUUGUCAUGCAGAUAACAAGCAUGUUUUUUAUGUGGAAAUUGUUCCCAUUUCUAGAUGGAUGGCUUGCUUUUAUGCAUGUUACACAAGCUCAAAUUUGUCGGUGUACUAAGAAACUUGUUUUAAUUUGCAGAAACUUUUUACACGCAAUAUAGUACUAUGACUCAAUGUUGCGACUCAA